AUGCCAAAGGCUGCAGACCCAUGGACCAACACCUGGUCUGGUACUACUAAGGGAGCUACUGGUAGCAGUAUCAAUGGAAAAAGCAGUCACCCUCCAUCGUCAGAAUACUGGACAUUGAAAAGGACUAGAGAUACAUUCAUCAACUACUUCAAAGACAAACACGCUCACACCUUUGUUCCUUCUUCGAGAACAAUUCCUCAUGAUGAUCCAACUCUCUUGUUUGCAAACUCGGGAAUGACGCAGUUCAAACCCAUCUUCCUCGGUACAGUGGAUCCAAACUCUGACAUGUCCAAACUGAAACGUGCUGCAAACUCUCAGAAAUGUAUUCGUGCCGGUGGAAAGCACAAUGAUUUGGACGAUGUGGGAAAAGAUACAUACCAUCACACCUUCUUUGAAAUGUUGGGAAAUUGGUCGUUUGGGGAUUACUUCAAGAAAGAAGCUAUUGCCAUGGCAUGGGAAUUAUUGACCGUUGUUUACAAGUUACCCAAAGAACGGCUCUACAUCACCUACUUCCAGGGAGACGAAAAAGCUGGCAUACCUGCUGAUACAGAAGCCAGGCAGCUAUGGAUUGAUAUUGGUGUUGACCCAUCAAGAGUUUUGCCGUUUGGUGCCAAAGAAAACUUCUGGGAAAUGGGUGAUCAAGGUCCAUGUGGUCCAUGCAGUGAAAUCCACUUUGACCGUGUUGGUGGUCGAGAUGCCAAGCAUCUCGUAAACAUGGACGACCCACUAGUCAUUGAAAUCUGGAAUUUGGUCUUUAUGCAAUUCAACCGUGAACCAGAUCGAUCACUGAGACCACUACCCAAUAAACAUAUUGAUACCGGAAUGGGUCUAGAACGUAUCUGCUCAGUCCUUCAAAACAAAUCAUCCAAUUACGAUACCGACUGCUUUACUGGCAUAUUUGCUAAAAUACAAGAGCUGACAGGUGCUCGACCUUAUACAGGUCAUGUUGGAACUGACGAUGUAGAUGGAAUCGAUACCGCAUAUAGAGUAGUAGCUGAUCACGUACGAACACUCACCUUCUCAAUAAGUGAUGGUGGUGUCCCAUCGAAUGAAGGUCGUGGUUAUGUCUUGAGACGUAUAUUGCGUCGAGGUGCACGAUAUAUCCGUAAAAAAUUCAAUGCUCCUAUCGGAAACUUUUUCUCACGACUGGUGGAUACCGUCGUUGAAGAAAUGGGUGAUGCCUUCCCAGAAAUCACCAAACGAGUAAACGACCUGAAAGAAAUCUUGGACGAAGAAGAAUUAGCUUUCGCCAAGACUCUGGAUCGAGGUGAAGUCUUAUUUGAUCGAUAUGUCGCUAAAGCCCGUGAUGAAGGUGCCAAAUCACUGAAGGCCAGUGAUGUGUGGAAAUUAUAUGAUACUUUUGGUUUCCCACUGGAUUUGACUCAGAUUAUGGUUGAUGAAAUUGGAUUUUCGUAUAAUAAGGAUGAAGUAGAACAGGAACAAGCUGUUGCCAAAGAGCGAUCUCGUGCUGGUCGGCAAAAGGAUUCAGGAGCUGUUGUUGCUUUGGAUGUACAUGCUCUUGGAGAACUUGCUACGAAAUUGAAAGUCGCUGACACUGAUGAUUCGUACAAAUAUUCUUAUGGUGAUAUCAAAGCUUCCAUCAAAGCCAUAUACUGUGACAAGGUAUUUGUAAAAUCAGUAUCUGCCGACAAGACCACACAACAGUUUGGCAUCAUACUCGACAAGACCAACUUUUAUGGCGAAUCUGGUGGUCAACAAUACGAUACUGGUUCUAUCAUGAUUGACGACAAGGCCGAAUUUUCUGUUGAAGAUUCACAGAUAUUUGGCGGUUAUGUCCUACAUAUUGGAUAUCUCAAGUACGGCAAUCUGUCUGUUGGGGAUGAGAUUGUGGUAUCAUAUGAUGAGAUUCGAAGAUGGCCACUACGAAACAACCACACAUCGACUCACAUACUCAACUUUGCUCUCAAAGAAGUAUUGGGAGAAGUCGUUGAUCAAAAAGGUUCUUUAGUUGCUCCCGAAAAAUUGAGAUUUGACUACUCUAGCAAGAAUCUGCCAACCGUCGAUGAGUUGGUCAAGAUUGAAAAGAUAAGCAAUGACAUGAUUCAAAGGAAUCUACCCGUGUAUACCAAGGAAGUUGCAUUAAGUGUUGGUCGUGCUAUAAAUGGCGUUCGUGCUGUAUUUGGAGAGGUUUACCCUGAUCCAGUACGAGUGGUGUCCAUCGGCUACAAUGUCGAUGAUUUAACCAAGGAUGCAACCAACCCUGAAUGGACCAAGACGUCUGUAGAGUUUUGUGGUGGAACACACGUCAAGCAAACAGGCGACAUCAAAAGAUUCGUCGUCAUGGAAUCAUCAUCCAUCGCAAAAGGCAUUCGACGUAUCAUUGCCGUGACUGGUGAAGAUGCACUCCGAGUCCAAGAAGUAGCCGAUGAAUACCAGAAAAAGCUAGAAGAAAUAGAAAAGAUGCCACCAUCUGCUCAGGAUGCUGCUCUUAAAGUCAUUGGAACUCAGUUCGAUGCUGCCCCUAUACCCAAGAUUCGAUUGGAGUCUUUGAAGGAGCAAGCUGAGGUUAUGAGGAAAAAGGUGUUUGAGGCUGAUAAGGCUAUCAAGAGUGCGCAAAACAAGGAGGCUACAGAGUAUGUCAAGGAUUACUUUACCAAGAAUUCUACUGCGCUGUAUGAUAUUCAUGUCUUUGAGUAUGGAAACAACACCAAGGCUGUCACAGUUGCUCGUGAUGAAGCCAAGAAACUUGACAAGUCUGGUCUAUAUCUGACAAUUGACCACGAUAGGAAGGCUGUUGGAUUUUACACAACUGCCUCAAAGUCCAUGAUUGCCAAAGGCUUCAGCGCUGCCACGUGGGCCAAGACCUUUGGAGACGUCGUGAAUGGAAAGAGUGGUGGUAAAGCAGACACUGCUCAAGGAUCAGGAGAUAGAAUAGAUGCUGUGACUGCUGCUAUUACUGCUGCUAGAGAAUACGUGUCAAAGCAUUUGUAA
Messenger RNA from Synchytrium microbalum, 2952 nucleotides. RefSeq names its product alanine---tRNA ligase (gene ALA1). Gene Ontology annotation, cellular component: mitochondrion; cytoplasm. Bases 1 to 2952 code for a protein of 983 amino acids. The record is from RefSeq and is a predicted model, not a curated record. Gene Ontology annotation, biological process: alanyl-tRNA aminoacylation; tRNA modification. The transcript has 13 exons. Lineage: Eukaryota; Fungi; Chytridiomycota; Chytridiomycetes; Synchytriales; Synchytriaceae. Gene Ontology annotation, molecular function: amino acid binding; aminoacyl-tRNA deacylase activity; nucleic acid binding.